Messenger RNA from Vicia villosa (hairy vetch), 617 nucleotides. RefSeq names its product large ribosomal subunit protein uL15y-like. Bases 59 to 505 code for a protein of 148 amino acids. The transcript has a single exon. Gene Ontology annotation, biological process: translation. The record is from RefSeq and is a predicted model, not a curated record. Gene Ontology annotation, molecular function: structural constituent of ribosome. NCBI's taxonomy places the organism in Eukaryota, Viridiplantae, Streptophyta, Magnoliopsida, Fabales, Fabaceae. Gene Ontology annotation, cellular component: ribosome; cytosolic large ribosomal subunit.
AACAAUUCCCUCCCUCUUUCCACCCUCUUUCUGCCGUAAACCCUAGCCAGACUCAGAAAUGACAACCAGCCUCAAGAAAAACCGCAAGAAGCGCGGCCACGUGAGCGCCGGCCACGGCCGAAUCGGCAAACACCGCAAGCAUCCGGGAGGACGUGGUAACGCCGGAGGUAUGCACCACCACCGCAUCCUCUUCGACAAGUACCAUCCCGGUUACUUCGGUAAAGUAGGUAUGCGAUACUUCCACAAACUCCGCAACAAAUUCCACUGUCCCACCGUGAACAUUGAUACUCUCUGGUCUCUGCUACCGCAAGAGGUGAAAGAUAAAGCGGCGAAGGAGAAGGAUAGGGCACCGGUUAUCGAUGUUUCGCAGUUUGGGUACUUUAAGGUUCUCGGGAAAGGGGUUUUGCCGGUGAAUCAGGCGGUUGUUGUUAAGGCGAAGCUGAUUUCGAAGACUGCGGAGAAGAAGAUUAAAGAGGCUGGUGGUGCUGUUCUUCUUACUGCUUAAUUAGGUUUUUUGGUUUAUAGUUUCUGUUUGAUUUUUCAAUCCUGUUUUAGACUUUUUAAUUUUUAAUACUUAUUAAAAGAAAUGAAAUGGUUAAUUUUCUGAUUUUGAUGAA